UCGUUGUUGCUAUGACAUACGACACCGUCAGCCAGUCCAUGGAACGUACCAAUGGGAAAGCGAUGGAACAACGAGAUACUGGGACGGUGGCGACGGUGAACGAACAUCAGAUCGGCCAUAACACAGUGGAAAAUGCCCACAACAGCACUACUAGCGGUGGUAACAACACAGCGGCACUGCUUAGCAGUUUUCCUGUGGAUAAGCUUGCCUCCCUGAAUGCAAAAAUUUCAAAUUCAAGAUGGGUGGUCCCGGUGCUGCCUUCACAGGAGUUGGACUGCUUGCUGGACGCGGCGAUCCAGCUUUCCACCCUUGGUAUCGAUGGCGAUUGCGAAUCGUGCGUGCGUUUUUAUCAGAACGAGUUGGCCACUUCGUUUAUCAACAUCCUGACUGAUGAGGCAGUUAUGUCGUGGAAGAAUAACAUUCACGUGUGCAUUUUUAAGUCGUGCUGCAAAUUUUUGCUCCUAGCCUCUCUGCAUAUGGAGCGCGAUAAUCAGUCGUUGCUGGAACUGUUGGCCAUCGUGUUCGAUCCGGAGAACAAGUUCCACAUGCACAACAUUGCACGGCAGCCGGAAAAUAUAAAUACGCCACCCCCACCGCCACCACCACCGGCGCCACCAGCUACGUCGCUAGCCAAUCCAGCCACAUCGUCUUCUUCGUCCUCGUCGUCGUCAUCAUCCUCGUCGCUUCCCGAUAGCACCGAGAGCAGCACCAGCAGCACCAACGCACCGGGCGUAGCGACAAAGCAGGCGCCGGACGAGGUUACCGCGAGCUUUGCGAAGCCUCCUGUGGAAACCAAAAAUCCCCGUGGAUGGUUACUCAACUUUAUCAACCAGUUUGGCGUUUACAAUGGCUUCGAAAAUUUUCUCAAACGCAUGACGGUCGCAAUAGAACAACAUCAGCGAGUGAGUGCUAGUGAAGAGAAGACAGAGGGCGGGCGUGGUGGUGGUGGGGAAAAGUGUGAUGGAAAGAUUUCACUUCAGCUCCUGUACGCGUUGCUACGUCCAUUUGGGCUGUGCGCGGAGUAUCUUACGGUCGAUACAAUCGAGCGAUACCUCUUGCCUGGAUGUCGGUUCGUGUUGACAGUGCUGGAGAGUCUCUCCGAUGUUGAGCUAAAACGGGAGGUAGUGUUUGAAGGGAAAAACGAUUUUAUCACCGGUAUCGUAAAGUUUGCUCGUGCCUUGUUAACGCGUGUGCCCGGGCAGGAGAGUCUGUUAAAUGAGUUGGAAAUGGCCCGCCUGAAGAUCAUCCUGCGCGUACUGCAGAUAUCGAGUUUUAAUGGUAAAAUGAAUGCACUGAAUGAAAUCAACCGUGUGCUGAGCUACGUUUCGAUCUACCCGAACCGGGGUCUAAUUGCGGAAGAGGAAGGUGAUUUUCUGAGUGCAAACCGUAUGGCAAUGUGGAUACGGAACAAUCGCGUGUUAACAAUAGUGCUGAGGGACUCGCUGCACCAGUCGCAGUACGUGGAAAAGCUGGAGAAAAUUUUGCGAUUUUUGAUCAAGGAAAAGGCGCUAACGUUCGACGAUCUGGAUGCAGUGUGGAAUGCACAGGAGGGCAAACAUGAGGCGAUUGCCAAAAACGUACACGAUCUGCUCGCCAAACUUGCUUGGGAUUUCAGUGCCGAUCAGUUGGAUUAUCUUUUUCGGUGCUUUCAGACCAGCAUGCAGAAGUCGGCCAGUCGCAAGCAGCGCGAACGUUUGCUGGAACUGAACCGCCGACUGGCAGAGGACGACAAGAACGGAAUGAUGGCGCAGAAGGUGCUGAAUAUGUUUUGGAAUCUAGCCCAUAGCUCCGAUACGCCACUGGAAGUGCUCGAGCAGGCGCUUCAAUCACACGUCAAAAUCCUCGACUACAGCUGCUCUCAGGAACGAGAUGCACAGAAGAGUAUCUGGUUGGUGAAGUGCGUGGAGGAGCUGAAAGGGCGCGACGAGUGGGUGCUGCCGGCGUUGCGGCUGAUCCGGGACAUUUGCUCGCUGUACGAUACCACCCCAAACCAUACGCCUCGAAUACAGCAUACAAUGAAUCGGCAGAAAAUCAUUGAUCAACUACAAAACGAUCAUAAGCUAGUUAUUCUUGUGACGAACAGCUUGACAUGUUACAUGAAUCGUGUCCGGGCGCUGGUGGCGGCUGAUCCUUCGCUAAAACCGGCAAAGUUAAGACUCGAUAAUCGGUACCCGCACCCGCAGCAGAUUCAGGAGCGGUUAGACUUUUUGAAAUUCCUACUGAAGGAUGGCCACCUGUGGUUGUGUGCCGAUCAGGCGAAACAAAUUUGGAACUCGCUUGCAGUGAACGCCGCAUUUGAGAGCGAUCGGGAGGAAUGCUUUCGGUGGUUUAGCAAGCUGAUGGGCGAAAAUCCGGACCUGGAUCCGGGAAUCAAUCGGGAUUUCUUUGAAAACAAUCUGCUAAAGCUGGAUCCGAUUUUGCUGAGCGAAAAUGGAAUACGCUGUUUCGAGCGUUUCUUCCGCGCUGUGAAUACGAAAGAGGAACGAAUCGUGUCGGCAAAGCAUCAUCAUCGCAACGCGUAUGUACUGUACAACAAUGGCGAGGAUCUAAUCGGGAAGGAUUAUUUGUGGCGUGUGAUCACUGCUGGACAGGAACCGAUAGCGCACCGAGCGAUCAACAUUCUGAACGAGAUGAUGACAGUGGGCCCUAGACAGCUAUCUGAGAUGAAAGCUUAUCACGAGUCUUUCAUCGAAGAGUGCUGCGAAAAGCUACGGGCCAUGUUCCAGAGCAUGGAGAUGCUUUUGCGAGAAUUUCCUUCGCCCAAACCAGUGUCGAAGAAGGGCAAUGAAAAGGAGUCAUCGGUUGCACCGCCUGCUACGGGCGUGUCAAAAGAAUCCGGCUCGGAACGGACAGGUGAUGACGAUGGUGCGGGAGGAAUUAACGGGGAUGUCGAGCGGAAAAAGCUCCUUCUCGUUGAUCAAAUGUGUCGCAUGAUACGAACGCUCCAAGAAUACAUUCGCGAGUGCGAUCGAAAGUAUCCUGGUGAUAGAUUCGCGCUUCCGCUGUGUCACGCCGUCCGUGGAAGACAGGUUGAGCUGAUAGUUAAAUUUCAAACACCCGGUCGACAGCUUGACGACAUAGAGCUGCUCAGUCACAGCAAUGAGACGAUGCAUUCUUUUAAGCGUAAUCUCCUCAGGCGCAUUAAGGUGUUGAAAGCAAACGAGAUUCGCGUUGAUUUGUACGAUAAUGGAACGAAUGAGUUGAUAAUGGUGCCGGACGAUCAACAGACGCUAGCAUUUUAUGGCAUACGGGACAAGAUGUCGCUGAUAGCAAAGUUGACUCCUGUUUCGUCUGGUUUAAUGGCCGCCGGUUCACCGGACAGCUCGAGCGAGAGUAGCUCUGGCUCGCCGCCACGGAAUUAUGUCGACCCAAUCAAGCAAACUUACCAUCAUCAACAGCAACACGGCCAUCAUUUUCCUCAUCCGCAGCAGACGAUGAUGCAUCAUCAUCCAAGCUAUGCGCACAGUCAGCACCAAACCGUAGUACCAGCGCAGGUGUAUCAACAGAACCAUGCACGACAAUUUCUCCAGUCAGCCUCAGAAUCGGAGGAUACUUUGCCCGGUGUCGUGAUUGCGCAAAAACCUCAGUACACACAAUUCUUCCUGCAGGUUUAUCAGCUGGCUAAUGCAUUAGAACAUGAUCGCUUGCGCGAUGGAGUACGUUCGUUGUUGCACCUGCUGCCGCUCGAUCGAAUGACUGUAAAUAACCUCUAUGAAGUGUUCAACGCUGCUCAAGGGGCUAUUGAAGAUGCACGAAAGGUAGCCAUGGAAGCAUAUAUGGCAGCUCGUGAGUCCGGACGGGAGACAGACGCAACCGGCACUAGUGGCGCGGCACUCGAGAAACAAGCUGAAUUAAAGGCUGUGAUGGAAGCGGCAGAAACGGAAUCGUUGGAAACAUUCAAAUCGUUAUUUCUCACACCACCGCCAGUUCGAAUUUUGUACAACUUGGAAGUGCUGGAAGCAAUGUUGCUUCCCGCUAGCAUUAAUCCCAUGUCAACAUCCCUGCAUCCUAACAGCAUUAUCCCGGCAAGUAAUAGCAACGUGAAGGAUGUAGGUGGAAUGGGCAACGAUCUGACGAUUGGAGACAAUGUAACGUCAUUGGAGGCUGUGCUGGAGUUUCAAUACGCGUGGUUUAGUUGUGGAGCAGCUGAUUUCAUCGUAGGAUUGCUUUCAGAGGAAAAUUUUCUGGCUGGCUCGGAUAGACAUACCAAACGGGCAAGCUAUCGGUGUAUUAUGCGAUUGGUGAAAUUUUACUUCUUCACCGUUGGGUACCUGGUGCCGCCGCCCACUUUCUACGAUCAAAUGCGUCAGUAUGAGCAGUUUCAAGCACAGCUGCGACGGUACACGCCACUGCACAAUAUUCUACGCGGUGGGUUGCGAUGCGAGAACACGUUGAAUGGCUUCGCGAAGCGACUAGCAUCGUACAUUUUGCAGUUGGAAAUGCGUCCUGGUAUGGUUGAGGGCCAAGACCUGGUCGCUUCGCUGUACCGAGGUGAAUGGACUUUUCCAAAAGUACGUACGAUUAAAGCAAUCAUGGAGGUAGCGUUACGUGUGUCCAAAGAUUGGGAGCCUGUGUCGUGGGACUCUUUAAAGGAACGCGUGUUUGCCUCCCGCUACGCUGCCACCGAUAGUGUAGGAGCAACUGAUGCAAGCGCGAACGAUAUUGCUGAUGGCGAGUGUAAGGACCCAUCGUGUGACAAUACGACCGAAGAGGUGAGUGACACAAGCAAGCGCCGUUAUAGCACGAGCAGCAUAGGAAGUAACUGUAGUAGCGGAAGUGACAGCAGCUCCAGCAGCUGUUGCAACAGCAGUAGCAGUAAUUCCGCUGGAGUCGGUGCUUCCCUCCAGCAACACCAGCAGCAGCGAUCGCAUCAACAACAGCAUCACCACGGUGACCGUGAUCUACAGUUGGUUGGCAUAGUAGACCGUAGUCUGGACUAUGAGGUGCUUCACAUUGCUCUGGAAGUGAUGGGACUCUCGCUAGCGCUACAUUCGGACGCAGUGAAAGCGCUGAAUAAGGAGGAUGGGUUGUGGGAUAGUUUUCUGGGUUCAUUGCUGUUGGUAAAUCCGUCCGACAAAAUGCGAACGUUAGCGCGAGAACAGUUGCUAUCUAUGCUAACGGGUGAGGUAUCGGAAGAGCUGGUGCAAACAAUCGUGUGUGUACUGUACAAUAUCUGGCGGAAGGUGAAUCAUCGUACGGAAACGUGCGCCGACUAUCUGCAACUAUUUGCGCAGCUGCUGCAGUCCAAGGAACGAAAUGAAUCAACACCUAUCGAUACUGAGGAGCUGCUGCAGACGGAAAUUAAGUGGCUGUACUGGGUGCGUGACAAUGUGGCCGAACAUGGAAAAACGCUCGUGCAGGAAGAGAUCUUGGAAGGGCAUCUGUAUCUUACCAGAGCGCUCGUAUUUCAUAUGAAAUCAACUGAGAAACGUCGCUUAAAUACAUUAUUGGUGGAUCUGGCAAAAGAAUUUGUCUUCAAUGCGUCAUUCCAGUACAUAUAUUAUAGACACCGUCAGGAGAUCCAUUUUCAGCAGCCCCCACCGGUGUGUCGCACUUCAAGGACUAUUUCUGCUGCAAUGGAUUUAAUUGUAGCUCUCAGCCAUAAUUCAAUUGAACUCACCACAACAAUCACAUUGAUGCUGAAUGAUAUGUUCUUCGAAGACAUUGAACCUGUUCGCGAGUGGGAAUAUCUGCCACCUGAUGCUCCUCGUGCAUUUCAUGGGUUUUGUGGAUUAAAAAAUGCCGGAGCAACGUGCUACAUGAAUUCGGUUCUACAGCAACUGUACAUGGUCCCCGCCCUGAGAAAUGGUAUCGUCCGAUUCCACCAGGCUGUCAUUGAUCAUAAGGAAGAUUUCAAUGAGGAUCCAGACGGUCAAUCUUUGCUUGGCUUUCAAAAGGACGACGAUGGAGGAAAGAACUAUCACAUAGGGAUACUGAAGUAUGUGAUGGUAAUAUUUUGCUAUCUUGGUCAUAGCGCAUUGCAGUAUUACGUACCUCGGGGAUUGUGGAGACAUUUUAAGUUGCAAGGGGAACCAGUCAAUCUACGCGAACAGCAGGAUGCGGUAGAAUUUUUUAUGUCACUUUUUGAAAGCAUUGACGAAGGUCUGAAAGCCCUGAACUGCGAACAGCUAAUGUCGGCAACACUGGGCGGAUGUUUUAGCGAUCAGAAGAUAUGCCAAGACUGUCCGCACCGGUAUAGCAAGGACGAACCAUUUAGUGUACUUAGUGUUGAUAUUAGAAACCAUAGCUCGCUAACGGAUUCACUGGAGCAGUAUGUUCGUGGUGAAAUACUAGAAGGUGCCGAUGCGUACCACUGUGAUAAAUGUGAUGAAAAGGUCGUUACGGUGAAACGGCUAUGCGUUAGCAAACUGCCGCCCGUAUUAGCAAUACAGCUGAAGCGUUUCGAAUAUGAUUAUGAACGGGUGUGCGCAAUCAAAUAUAAUGAUUAUUUUGAAUUUCCUCGCGUGCUGGACAUGGAACCGUAUACAGUAUCUGGUCUGGCAAAAUUAGAAGGUGAGGUUAUCAACGUUGAGCCAAAGCAAGAGGAUCAAGGAUCUACGCGCUACCAACUGACCGGAAUAGUGGUUCACAGUGGCCAAGCAUCCGGUGGCCAUUAUUAUAGCUACAUUCUGCACAAGAAUUACGGCACCGGGCAAAAAAAGUGGUACAAGUUCGAUGACGGCGAGGUCACGGAAUGCAAGAUGGACGAUGACGAAGAGAUGAAAACGCAGUGCUUUGGUGGCGACUAUAUGGGCGAGGUGUAUGACAACAAUCUGAAGCGCAUGCAGUACCGCAGACAAAAACGAUGGUGGAAUGCAUACAUGCUGUUCUACACGCGCAAUGAUGUGUACUAUGCAAAACCACCCAAGAACGCGUUCUGGUGGCGACUGAGCAGUGGUCCACAAUCGUUACAAAAUAGAGCCCAAGCCAAGUCUAACAUCGAAAGCUUAUCGUUGGCGCAAAGCGAACACUACUAUUUCAACAUGGAACCAAACGUGGAACGUUGCAUACGAAUUCAAAAUAUUCGAUUUUUACACUCAAGAAUGCUGUUUUCAACUGAAUUUUUCACGUUCAUGAAAAAAUUGACAGAAUUUCCGAUUAAACCAAAGAAUAAGGUUCCAGUUUGGUUGCUUCUGAAAGGACUAGAGGAUGUUUGCUUACAUAAGGUCCAGUUAGCAGCGAAGUUUUUGUUCCACACAGGCUUCAAAACAAAGAAAACAAUUCGAGGGCAAGUGAUGGAUUGGUAUGAAAUUUUCCGUGUUCAGCUAGAAGGAUUCGUUUUCAUCCGGAGAUGGUUUGCCGAAAAUGUGCUGUUAGAUUCACCUGGCCGUUUGUGUGAAUAUUUGCUGGCGGCUCCUUUGCCAGAAAUUCGUUCCUGCUUUGCGAAGCUUAUUGUAUCGUUUUGUCAUUACUCGGCCGAGGAUGAACCGGUGGCAUGUUUUGAGGGCAGCAAUAUGUGUGAGCAAGUGUUAAUAGCGGUUCUAGGACUGUUAAAAUCGGAUGUCCCAGAGCAUGGCAAAAGUUUGCCGCACUAUUUCAGUUUGUUCUCGAUGUACGCUGGACUGGGGUACAGAGAAGAAUGCCAGUUGAUCAAGUUAAACGUGCCCGUGCUUUUCAUGAGAGUAGCGGUGGACGAUGGCACAGGGCAGACGAUCAAGUACCAGUAUCCGGAUCUGAGUAAACUGCACCAUGUCGUGUCGCAUUUGAUUCGAUCAAUGGAUGUAUCGGUGCGUUGUAGAAGUGCUAUUAGUGGAUCCGCCGUACUGCCAAAUAAGUACAUAAACGACCAUAUAACUCGGAAAAACGCAUUGAUUCCUAUGUCAGAAGAAUGCACGGAUUAUCUGUAUAAUCGAAAUGGGUACAUCAAACGCUUGCUAGAGGAUGUGCACGUUGGAGAGGAAGGGUUUAAGCUGCUGCAAUAUUGCUGCUGGGAAAAUCCACACUUUUCCGGUAUAAUUCUAAUGGAACUGCUUUUCCAGUGUGAUUAUGUGUACUGGCAUGACAUGAAACAUUAUACGGAUUUGUUGUUGCACAUUUUACUGAUCGAAGACUCUUGGCAGGGUCAUCGCAUAAUGAAUGCAUUGCUGGGGGUCGGUCAUGAUAGGGAUGGUUUACUGGAGAUUAUCAGACGCAGCAAGUUGAACUACCAGAAACGUGCCUAUCAAUGCAUCAAAUGUAUGGUUCAUUUGUUUUCGAAGAGUCCAGUGGCUUUGAACAAACUGCACACCGACGCUUCCCUUGCAAAGCAGUGGACGGCAGCAAUUGAGUGGUUGCAGGAAGAACUGGAAAAACAUCGCACCACUGGUAAUAGUCAGUAUAAUUACAAUUCUUGGUCCCCGCCUGCCCAAAGCAAUGAUAAUACAAACGGAUUUUUGCUGGAAAAAUCGCAAUCCGUUCGAGAUAUUCUGCAAAUGGCAUUUGAUCUUUGUCCGGAAGAGAUCCAAGAUGCUGAAACAAUGGAACAUCAGAUAAUCUGUCAAGAGGCUGGAGGAGCGAUUCGGGGAGUCGACGAGACUGGAACCGGACCGAUGCAGGGAAUUGUCAACGAACCCGAAAAGUCUCAACAAAUAUCCCCUAUUGUAUCCGUGAUGGGAAUAUCUGGCGGUACCCAUACAAAUCCAGCAUCUUCAGCUCCCGGCACCGGCGAAGUAUUGGGAUGCGGCGAUGGCCAUAACGGCCCAAAUACCGAUUCUAGUGCAGGGUGUGCUGAUCAUGGCAAAUCAAACAUUUCCCCAAGCGUGAAGCAACUAAUGAGGGUAAUAUCUAACAUUGAUAUUAACUCCGAUGGCCAAUCGGAACAGCAGGCGAAAGUAAUCAAAUCGGUGUCACCGGGAAGUAAUGCUGGCCAACAACAAACGGUACAUACGACGCCUGCCGCUGUGGUAUCUCCUGCGACGCAAACGACAACCCCAGCCACCACUACACCACAGACAACCUCGCCGAAUACUGUGCACAAAAAAGAUCGCACAGGCCGCCCCGGUGAUGGACAGUCCUGCACCAGUUAGCAAAAGGAGAAAUGACACAUCUGAAGCAUAUAAUACACAAUGCGUAGUGAAACGAACAUGGGUUGUACGGUGUGGGGAAAUGAUAGAAAGCCAUAAGCGCAGGAUGUGGUGGCUUCAUGAAUGGGGAGGGGGGGAAAAUACAGGUUUAAAUCCUGAUACGCUAAAGGAAAUCGACUUAUGUAGUUAGUAGUUCUCGUCAUUUUGUGCUUGAACUAGUUUAAAAGCAAGAAACUGGUGUUGGAGCGUCGCGUCUGAAGGAACCAUUUGUAUCUGUUAUUAAUAAUAAUAGUGCAGUCAGCUACACUACUGAAAGAAAAUAACACAAAACAGUAAUUGAAAUCAACAGUACUACUAAGCAUGAUGAAACACCGUACGGAAAUACAGAACGCCUCACACAAAUAAACAAAACAAAUAAACUCGUUAGCCUAAACGAUUGCUGAAAACAACAUUUUCCUCUAAUGCCAUUGAAUAGUAGAGAAGCGAUUCAAAUAGGAAGGAAAGGAAAUAAAACAUUAUCGAAUCCACAUAAGAUCGAUCGUCGAGAAGAGUUGGAAUGGAGAAGGCAGAAGGAAAAGUAGGAAGUAAGUUUGCUUACUGCCGUUACUAGUCAUAAUCAAUGGCAAAGAAGAGGAUAUGAGAAGUAGAGCACAUACACACUCAUUAAAAAAAGAAAGAGAAGAGAAAAAACUACUAAACGAUCUGUGAAAAGAAAAAAAAAGUUCUAAUUCAUACUCUACAGAAUCGCCCGACACGGAAACACAUAAUGCAUGCUACAAUAAAAUGUGAAGAAAUAUAAAUAUGUUUAAAUUAUUGGACUACAAAAUGAUAAA
Molecule: messenger RNA, 9835 nt
Organism: Anopheles gambiae (African malaria mosquito)
Lineage: Eukaryota; Metazoa; Arthropoda; Insecta; Diptera; Culicidae
Gene: faf
Product: probable ubiquitin carboxyl-terminal hydrolase FAF
Exons: 16
Coding region: 12-9005 (2997 amino acids)
Biological process (GO): protein deubiquitination; cell migration
Cellular component (GO): cytosol; nucleus
Molecular function (GO): cysteine-type endopeptidase activity; cysteine-type deubiquitinase activity
Source: RefSeq, a predicted model, not a curated record